UUUCCCCGUGAUGCAAUUCAUUCUAUACAUAAACAUAAAUACAAGAUAUUCUCACGUUGACUUCUAUGAAUUUUUAAUAGAGUUUUAUGUAUGACAAUAAAAUGUAUUUUAGAGUUUUUAAACAUAAAUCUUAUUCUCUGUAAUGUGUCUUAUUUGUUUCGUGUAAUUUCGAACAGUGAACCGUAUAUGCGCAUAAUGAUUCGGCUUAACCGCAUUGCUACAUAAUGAUUUCAAAAUCGAAAUGAUUUUGGUUUGUACUUUUUAGCUAACAACAGUGCCGUGUAUUAAAAACCAUGUCGUUACGUCAGCUUCUUCGAGUAUUAUUUAAGAGAGCUAGUCCUGUUCUGUAUGCUACAAGUUAUACAUUCGUAAAUCCACCAGACCCACGGAAACCCACGAUGGAUGACAAGUUACAAUUUGAGCCUGUCGAUGUUAAAAAACUGACUCCUGAGUACAUGAUACAACAGUCAACUAUAGAUGCUGUUAAUAGUGCAACUCAAUCAUUAACUGUUGCAUACACAGCAAUAAUGAAAACAAGUAGUGAAUUAAAAAUAUUGUUGACUCAGUUAAUCUGUCUUUCAAGAGAAACUUUAGAAUUCAAUGUUACUGCCGACGAAAGUCAUUGGGAUAUGAUAGUUGAACUAAGAUCAAAAGUGCAAAGUAAAAAAGAAUUGUUAACUAAGUUGACAGGAUAUGUUGAAUAUGUGCAUAAAAUGGCAGUGGCUGCUUCCGAAAUAAGUUAUUUGUCCGGCUUGGACAAUUUAUCUAUUAGUCUUACUCAAAGAAUAGAUGAUGCGUUACAGAAUAUAAAGGAGGAAGUUAAUCAUAUUGCAAUACUUGAACAAGAAUAUUGUGAUGUACAAAGAGCAUGUAUUGAAAAUUCAAAUAAGCCAGACGCGCCUAAGGAUGAAACGAUUGUUUCUUAAGUUCCAUGGUUUCAAAAACUUAUGUUUAAGUUUUUAUACAGCGAAUGGAAGCAUAUUAGAACUAAAUUAAUUAUACAUAUUAUUUCUGUCUUAAAUGACACUUUUCACAUUGUUCAUUUAUAGGUCUACCGAAGUAACUAUGUGUAAUUAAAGGGAAUAGAGGAUAAUGGAAUGUGCACAAUUAAUUUUGUAGAAAAUAAAGAUCAACAAUUGUAUUCACGCA
Messenger RNA from Ceratina calcarata, 1149 nucleotides. RefSeq lists its product as uncharacterized. NCBI's taxonomy places the organism in Eukaryota, Metazoa, Arthropoda, Insecta, Hymenoptera, Apidae. Gene Ontology annotation, cellular component: mitochondrion. The coding region runs from base 294 to 926 and encodes 210 amino acids. The record is from RefSeq and is a predicted model, not a curated record. The transcript has 5 exons. Gene Ontology annotation, biological process: apoptotic process.